AUGGGAAAGAGGUCUCAAAAACGUCCUAAGAGGAAUAAGAGGGAUCAUUCGGGAUGCAUGUGGGGCUUGAUUAGUAUAUUUGAUUUCCGCCAUGGUCGCCCGGCUCAGAAGUUGAUUACGGAUGCUCGGUACAGCAGCAAGCAUGCUGUUGGCGAGAAAAGUGAGAACUGUAUUGUGCAUUCGAAGAAUAAGUUUGAGAUGUUAAGCAAUUUGGAUGAAGAUUGUGAGAGCGACUUUGAUGGUAGAGAGAGCAAGAGAACAACGGUUACAACUGAUGCUGUUAAGCCUUGCGUGAAGAAACUCAUAGAAGAAGAGAUGUUGAUUAACCAGGAUAUGAAGAAGAAUAUACGUAGUGUUGAAGCAGAAUCAAAAGAAUCCAGAUUAAGGCUUCCAAGUCCCCUGAAGACAGAUUCCAAGAGAAAAAAGAAAUCUCGCAAGAAAAGCCAUGAUAUGGAUGCAGAGAGUUUGAAGUCUGAUGCAGCUUUUGAAUCAGAGCUCUCACAUAAUCAGCAUUCAAGGCAUCAGUCCAAAAGUAGUCUUGAUUUGGACAAUAUAAUGGAUGGUUUUUCUCGUUUUAAAGAUGCUUGUUCUGUGGUGGGUGACCAUGAUGGCGAAGUUCUUGCUCAACCGAAUGAGAAUGUUACGGCCGAAAACAAUGCCAAAGACGCAAUCUAUGAUUUUGUUAACCGGAUCAUAUAUGAUGAAAAAAAUCUGCCAGAAGAUGAAAAACUCGUUUGCUCACAGGAACUCAUGCAAGAAACAUGUUCAAGAGCUGGGGAAUGCUCAGGGGACAGAUUUCAAAGAAUACAACCCAUUACUGGCUUCAACAUGUCCAAACAAGAACCUAGCAAUCAGAGACAAACCACAGAGAUUGUCAACAACAAGCAGCGUAACGUUUUUUGGAAAAAGGUAAUGCCUCAAGAAAAAAGCCCAGCAAAAGGAAAUGACAACACUGGGUCUUCCAAGAGAAUUGUUAUCUUCAAACCCAGUCACAUGGACCUGCCAUAUUCAGAAACUGACAACAGUCUUGCCUCAUCCUUAGAUUCUCAUGAUAUAAACGAUCCCAAAGGUCACCAUGUUAGAGUUAGUUCACAUUUUUCUCUCGCAGAGAUAAAAAGGAAAUUGAAACAUGCUAUGGGAAAGGAGAGGCAUGGAUACCCUAGAGGGAUCUCCCAAAAACACUCUAUUGAGUGUCAAAAUAUGGAACAAGGCAGCAAAGUCUUUGGAAAAGACAACAAUGGAAUGAAAUCUCCCAAUAAGGACCAUUUCUUCAUUGAGAAAAUAGCAAGACCCACAUCUGAUGCUAAGAAAGGAGACAAGGCUGGUAAAUUGAGAGACACUGAGGUGACCACGGAACUGAAAAAUGACAGGUGUCUCAAGCAAAAGGAUUCCAACUUGUACACUGAGGCCAAGAAACAUCUGCAUGAGAUUCUGGGUAACGGAGAUGAAAACAUGGAUUUUUCAAGUCGGCAGAUCCCAGAAACCCUGGGGAGAAUUCUAGCUCUUCCUGAGUACAACCUUUCUCCCAUUGGAAGCCCUGGAAGGGAGCAUGAACAUCGCUUUGUGACUGCACAGACAAGAUUUUCUACUACGGAAAACAUUCAGGAGGCUAAUGAGGAUCUUCAUGCCGUUGCUCUUGGUCAUCCAGAUCAAGCAACAAACAAUCCAGAGAAGCCGUCGUGCAUUAUGAAUCUAAAUCCCCCAGCUAUUCUUACUCAUGAUGAUAAAGUGGAAGGAACCUGUUGUCAUCCUGUUAGGAAUGAGAUAGUUCCUGAAGAUUUAAUAACAAGAAAGGACCAAAAAUGUGACUCUGAGAUUUCUCAUGGCUCAAGACCUUCUCUAUGUUUGAAUCAGGAAAUCUCAGAAGAAAAUCAACAGCUAUUUUCUUCUCCAUCAUCAUCUCCUUCUCACUCUUCAAUCACAAGGAAAGUUGCAGGGAUGGAAAGUGGUUCAGAUGAAUCUGAGCGACCGAGCCCUGUGUCCGUUCUUGAGACACCAUUUGAUAUCAGCCCUGGGAAUACCAUAUCUGAACCUGAUAAAGUACCAGUGCAGCCCUUACAUAUUCAGUUUGAAGAUCAUAACUCUUCACCUUUGGAUCAAAUUGAAGGAGGAAAACUUUGUACUGAAGAAAGCAAGUUGGUAUUUGACUACGUUGAAGCAGUUCUGCACUCCUCUGGCUUAAAUAUAGAUCAACUGAGAAUCAAGGACCUUUCCUCAAACCAAAUACUGGAUCAAUCCUUGUUUGAUGAGGCAGGGUUUUUCCCUAAACACAUUUGUCAUGAUCAGAAACUCCUAUUUGAUUGCAUCAAUGAAGUGCUUGUGGAUGUUUGUCGGCAUUACUUUGGGAUACUCCCUUGGGCGUCAUUCCUGAAACCUAGCAUGAGGCCAAAACCAGAUAUGAAGAAGGUUGUUCUUAUGGUCUGGCAAAGAGUGUGCUGGCAUCUCCUUCCCUUUCCUCGGCCACAUACUUUGGAUCAGAUCGUUCAAAAAGACGUGGCAAGAAGUGAAACAUGGAUGGACCUUCGGGGUGAUGCUGCAACAGUUAUUAUUGAGAUGGGUGAUGCUAUUUUUGCAGAACUGAUGGAAGACACUGUAUUCAGUUGUGUAAGUGAAAGCCUAGAAAGUGAAUCCUCUCAACUUCAAUCUAAAUUGCAGGAAGAUUAAAUCCGCAUCAACAUGUAGAGGAUAAUCGAUCACCACUUGUUCAUCCCAACAGAUAAAUUCCCUGGUGAAGGUAAAGGAACGUAGGGAAGUUAUACAUUAUGCUUCAAGGGAAAGAAUUUGAUAAGACUGCUAGAGAAUUUUGGAGAUUCCUAAGCAGUGUUUCUCUUGGCCAUGUCUGACUUCUCUGAUUAGUGGUUAGAAUAGUGCGAAGGUGGAUAUUCAAAUAAGCAAACAGAAUUUUAGUUGGGAAUGCUUGAAAAAAAUACAGAAUAACACUUUUAUACUUCUGUCCAUUGUGCUUCACUUAAUCUAGCGUGAGUCGAAUUGCUGGUGAAAUUGUAGAUUUUGUAGAGUUUCAUAUGUUGAUAACAUGAUUUUGCAUUUCUUAAAAUUGGUGGGAAUCCUCUUUGCACU
Neltuma alba is the source of this 3078-nucleotide messenger RNA. RefSeq lists its product as uncharacterized. The transcript is spliced from 7 exons. NCBI's taxonomy places the organism in Eukaryota, Viridiplantae, Streptophyta, Magnoliopsida, Fabales, Fabaceae. The record is from RefSeq and is a predicted model, not a curated record. The coding region runs from base 1 to 2664 and encodes 887 amino acids.